ACAGCCUCACUCUGCUGGCUCUCGGGCCUGCCUGUCCUGGCGACGUGGGAUGGACGCACGCUCACACACUGACCGUCACACUCUCACACACACAAAUGCACCUCACUGUGAGCAGCAGGCUGCUGGGUAGCACUGCGCCUGCUGCGACAGGGAACAAGUGUCUUCGGCCCGGCAUCAGGCCCCAAUCAGAACAACACCAGGGCUGCAGCCGUCUCUUUUCAGCAACCCAACGCCUAGUGCCGGCCCUCCAUGCAUAUAGCAUCGUACCCAGUACGUACACAGUCACAGGGACUGAGUGGUUAGUGGGGGACUUUCAACGCUACUUUCUGCAAGGUAUGUAGUCACCGCUACGUGGUGAAUCAAUACUUGGACCAUUGAACCGGCACUGGCGAUGCUCCCAACUGUUUGUACCGCGUCUAACACUCGCUGUCCCUGCAGGCCAUAUGUUGGCCUCGG
Messenger RNA from Ilyonectria robusta, 456 nucleotides. RefSeq lists its product as uncharacterized. The record is from RefSeq and is a predicted model, not a curated record. The transcript has a single exon. Lineage: Eukaryota; Fungi; Ascomycota; Sordariomycetes; Hypocreales; Nectriaceae. The coding region runs from base 96 to 341 and encodes 81 amino acids.